This is a messenger RNA of Miscanthus lutarioriparius, 1005 nucleotides long. NCBI's taxonomy places the organism in Eukaryota, Viridiplantae, Streptophyta, Magnoliopsida, Poales, Poaceae. The record is from the annotation of a GenBank genome assembly.
AUGCACGUCCGGGCGUCCGGCUGCCAUGACGCGGAUCAAGUGCCGUGUGUGACACUGAUCAGUGGACUCGCACGACACGAGGCACCAAGCAAGCCAUCACUCCCGCGAGCCGGCGACGCGUACUCGCAGACCGCACCCGUGCAGUGCACGCCUGACGCUGACGCCCCAACCGUGCAUGCACAACAACCAAGGGGAAAGGUGCGAGCAAUGGACGCUGACGCCGGACCAGAGCGAUACGGGUGUGUGCACUACAGGAGGAAAUGCAAGAUAAGGGCGCCGUGCUGCGGCGAGGUAUUUGAUUGCAGGCACUGCCACAACGAAGCCAAGGAUUCACUGGAGGUCAGCGUCCACGACCGCCACGUGGUUCCCCGUCACGACAUCAAGCUGGUUAUCUGCUCUCUCUGCAAUAAAGAACAGGAUGUACAACAAGAUUGUUCAAAUUGUGGAGCAUGUCUCGGUAAAUACUUCUGCGCAAAAUGCAACUUCUUCGAUGAUGAUGUAUCUAAGAACCAAUUUCACUGUGAUGGAUGCGGCAUAUGUAGAACUGGUGGUGCAGAGAAUUUCUACCACUGUGAUAAAUGUGGAUGCUGCUACACCUCUCUGUUGAAAGAUUCUCACCGUUGCGUGGACAGAGCUAUGCAUAACAACUGCCCCGUAUGCAUUGAGUAUCUAUUCGACUCGACGAAAGCUAUCAAUGUGCUCCAUUGUGGACACACGAUUCACCUGGAAUGCCUGUACGAGAUGAGAGCGCAUCAGCAGUUCUCAUGCCCGGUUUGCCUGAGGUCUGCCUGCAACAUGUCCGACAUAUGGCAAAAGCUGGAUCAAGAGGUCGCAGCGUCCCUGAUGCCGGCCAUCUAUCAGAAGAAGAUGAUAUGGAUCCUGUGCAACGACUGUGGCAUGACGGCGAACGUGCAGUUCCACAUCUUGGCGCACAAGUGCCCUGGAUGCAGCUCUUACAACACCCGGCAGACGAGGGGCGAUCCAGCUGCAUGCUCCAGAGUUUGA